Molecule: messenger RNA, 1472 nt
Organism: Oncorhynchus keta (chum salmon)
Lineage: Eukaryota; Metazoa; Chordata; Actinopteri; Salmoniformes; Salmonidae
Product: DNA-directed RNA polymerase I subunit RPA49-like
Exons: 8
Coding region: 1-882 (293 amino acids)
Biological process (GO): transcription elongation by RNA polymerase I; RNA polymerase I preinitiation complex assembly; nucleolar large rRNA transcription by RNA polymerase I
Cellular component (GO): RNA polymerase I complex
Molecular function (GO): DNA binding
Source: RefSeq, a predicted model, not a curated record
AUGUUGUCUGUUUCCCAGGGAGCGUCUACAGAGAAUGAUGCGUCCCAGAACACUGAUCUAACAUACAGGGAAAAGGUGGACUCUCUGAUCGAGGCGUUUGGUACCAACAAGCAGAAGAGAGCUCUGACCUCCAGGAGACUGAACCAGGUGGGCAGUGAGACCCUGCAGAGCGCUGUAGCAAAGGCUGCCCACACCAUCAUAGACCAGAAGGGCCUGGAAGUCCUUCAGCAGGAGGUUGUCCAGGCAGAGUCCCAGUCUGAAGUGUCUCAUUUCCCAGUCCUGUCUCCGGUGGAGUACGAUGUCCUGGAUGCUGCUGGCUCCAAGAUGGCCGCCCUGACCCCAGAGGAACUACAGAACUUAACAGAUGAAGGGUGUCAGAGCGUGGUGAGUCAGUUGGAGAGCCUGCCCAGAGAGGGCGUGGCCAGAGAGAGACAUGCCCGCUGUGCCUUCUACCUCCUCCUGCUGCUCAAACUGGCACGGCAGAAAAACAUGACUCGCAAGUUCGGGCAGGAGGAGGGCUGCCCUCGUAUCAUCCACAUCAAGCUGAAGAGGACCUUCACCGUGGAGACCUUCAAUCACGGCAGGGUGCAGAACGUGGUGUCUACGUCGAUGCGUGUGAAGGUGGCAGCGUACUGCCUGGCCCUGCUGCUCCACAUGGGAGACAUGACCGCUGACCUCACCCUGUUACACAGAGACUUGGGGGUCACAGAGAAACGGAUGGUGGAGGUGGCCAAGUCGAUGGGGCUGACCCUGUCCAGACACGGCUGUGUGACGGGGGACGACGGCGGUCCGACGGCUGAAAACAGACUGGCGUCUCUGCGGCUGCCCCUCGUCAAAUACCAGACGUUUACGGAGAUACGCAAACGCAAAAAAAUGCAUUAGAAGGAAGACGAGGAAGACGAGGGGAAACGCUUCCAAAACACACCGACAGCGUCCCAUUUUGAGCAACGCGGCCUCGUCUGGUUGUCUGAAGUUCAACAUUCACCUUUUCUGCUGCAGACAGUCUGAUACAUCCAACGUGACGCUCUACCCAGAAUGCACUGCGACUGCCCUCUGGAGAUGAAUGUACUUCUGGUUGUACCAAUGUGUAAUGACUCUGUCGGUGUGAUUGAAGUGGAAGGAGGAGGGGAGGAAGACAUGGGGGAAGGAGGAAGAGGAGAGGGUAAAUAUUCCUAGAGAGGGGAGGUGAGGAAGACUGGGGUAAGGAGGAAGAGGGAAGGGUAAAUAUUCCUAGAGAGGGGAGGUGAGGAAGACUGGGGUAAGGAGGAAGAGGGGAGGGGAGGUGAGGAAGACUGGGAGGAAGAGGGAAGGGUAAAUAUUCCUAGAGGGGAGGUGAGGAAGACUGGGAUAAGGAGGAAGAGGAAAGGGUAAAUAUUCCUAGAGGGAAGGAGGGUUAGAUAAAGAUGGAUACUAGAAACCCUCCUCACAAAGUAUUCUGUAAACAAAUAAAACAAUUUAAUGUACUAAACUAA